Xiphophorus maculatus (southern platyfish) is the source of this 3295-nucleotide messenger RNA. It is a transcript of the gene taf11, whose product is annotated as TATA-box binding protein associated factor 11. Gene Ontology annotation, molecular function: protein heterodimerization activity; transcription coactivator activity. The record is from RefSeq and is a predicted model, not a curated record. Gene Ontology annotation, cellular component: transcription factor TFIID complex; nucleus. NCBI's taxonomy places the organism in Eukaryota, Metazoa, Chordata, Actinopteri, Cyprinodontiformes, Poeciliidae. The coding region runs from base 377 to 1003 and encodes 208 amino acids. The transcript is spliced from 5 exons. Gene Ontology annotation, biological process: RNA polymerase II preinitiation complex assembly; transcription initiation at RNA polymerase II promoter.
UGAAAAUAAAGCUAAGAGGAAGAGCAUUAGCAGGAGGCAGCUGAGAACUUGUACAAUCUUGCUACAGUUUUUACUUUUAAUGCGGUCGUUAUUUCACAACUGAUUUAACAAAUUGUGUUUUUUUUGCAUCAAAGCAGCGUUUUUCUUUAGUCAAGUGUUAGCAUCAGCUAUCUAACGACACCGUGUGUUCGACAGCUAACGGUUAGCUCAUUUACUAGCUUUUAAGCAAAUGUUUCCCAGAUCAAGUUCUGUUUGAGCGUUUUUACCUUAAAUACAACAAGCUACCGGUUCAGUUUUCCUGAACCUUUACCUCCUCUGUAUCAGUGUAGACUGUUAGACGGUAAAGAGCAGCUGGGUUGGAAGAAUCUGAGGAGUUAUGGCGGACCCUGCUCGGAUAAAAACAGAAGGUUCAUUUAAAAAAGAGGGCUUUAUCAAAGAGGAGAAUCCGAAGACAGAACAUGAACCUGUUCCGGAGACUUCUGCAGAGACCUCUGCAGAUGACAGCAAAGAGCCGUCUACGCAGGAUCAUCUCAAAGAUUUGAAGACUGAAACUGAAACGGCGGCAGCAGCAGACGAUGAGGAAGAGGGAACCUCCGGUCAGCCUUCCUCUAAGCGACUCAAGGUGGAGCCAGAAAAGAAAAAAGAGAAGCGCCACAAGGUCGACGAGGAUGAAAUACAAAAGAUGCAGGUUUUGGUGUCAUCGUUUUCUGAAGAGCAGCUCAAUCGCUAUGAGAUGUACAGACGUUCCGCCUUCCCAAAGGCUGCCAUUAAGAGGCUAAUCCAGUCUAUAACCGGGUCAUCAGUUUCCCAGAAUGUGGUUAUUGCCAUGUCUGGUAUCGCCAAGGUUUUUGUCGGGGAGAUUGUUGAGGAAGCUCUGGAUGUUUGCGAGAAAUGGGGAGACACGCCACCACUUCAGCCUAAACACCUGAGGGAAGCAGUUAGGAGGCUGAAGAGUCGAGAUCAGAUUCCCAACUCCAAAUACAAGCACAUCUUGUUUCACUGAGCCACUCCAGCUGCGGGAUGAACGAGGACGUUGGUGAUAUUUAAAACCGCUGUGGGAAAAUCUCUGACUCAUCCAGAGGCUGCUCACAAUUAUUGAUGGAGCUCGGUAUCUGUAAAUGUACAUUGCUGGAAGGCUCUAUGUAUUAAGUUAAAUACUCGUUGAAACAUGUAAAUAUAAGUUUUAUAUCUUUUUCUUUUUACUACUCUUUGGUUAAUAUGUGGGUGGUAAGUUCAGCUGCCGGCAAAUCUAUUUGCAGCCCUUUAACUUUUUCGCAUUGUCAUGUUACAAGCGCAAACUGAAAUUGAGUUAUAUUUCUAAUUUUAUUAAUUUGUGAUCAACACUUAGGAGGUAAUUGUCAAAUGAAAAUAAAAUAAUUUUUUUAACAAAGUUGGAUGUGUGCAUACAUUUGAAGCAUGGACUUUGACUAGGCCAUUCUUAAACAAGAAUAUGCUUUAAUCGAAACCGAGAGUAUCAAACUCCAGUCCUCCUGUCUUUACAUUUUUAGAUGAGGGCUUGGUGCAAGUGUGCCCAUAGCAUGAUACUGCCAUCCCCAUGUUUCACCGUGAGGAUUGUGAGUUCAGGAUGAUGUACAGUGUUAAUUGUCCUCCAUGUUUUUGCUUAUGGUUUUAUUUUGGUUGCAACAAAACAAACUGCCUUUUAUAAAGCUGAAUUGAAACACACCUGUACAUGAGAGCAGCAGGUACUGCGAGAAAAGACAAAUUCACAUCAAAAAUGUUUUUAGUAAUUUAUUUAGUCUCAUUCUCUCAUUGGUUCACAGAACCAGUUUUACAUUAGUCUUAAUGGAGUGAUGAGUACCAUAAAGCCAUUAUACUUGUACACAAAUGACAAAAACCAUACUGUCCAGUUUUUCUGCACCACUUUAAACAUUUCCACAAUGACUCAUAUGCAUUCUUUUUGAAGUGACUCACAUCAAAAGGAGUGUGAGUUCCUGUGAAUUGACUUCACCAGUGCAAGUAAUUCACAAGGCAUAAAUUUCACACAAAAAAACCCAAAAAAAUCACUUCAGCACAUGCAUCCUGGGUUGAGAAAACGCCUGUAACUCUACUUUUCUGCUUCUCUUUGCAUGGCACAGUGAGUGAGUUACAUUGUCAUAAAAACCACUGGCCUGCUGUGGACUGCAAAGGAAGUCUAGUGUAACAGUUUUAGUGGGAAUUUGACUUAAAAGCUCCAGUUUUUCAUUAAAACAGAGAUGCUACUUAAUACUAAGGUUUCACAGAGGAACUACAGGAAACUUCAAAGCUACAUGUUGCAUCCAGCAUAGAACAUAUUUGUCCAUUAAGGCCAUGCAGAAACUAAAACGGCAAACGGUAAUAAAAAGAUCACAUGUAUUGAGGUAAAUGGGCAGAAUAUCUGCUUUAGUACACCAAUAUAUUGAGGAUUAUUCUGGAGUCUGCAUGCAGCUGAGUGUAGAAUACAAAUUUCUGAUACAUAGCCAUCUCAAAAAAUGUACACUGAAAAAUAUGUAGCAUUUCCUUUCUUCGACAGGUUUCAUGUAAAAUUAGUGUCUUCCUAUUGUUUAGAUGGACAACAGUGGUCUUUAGAGAAGCAGAUCUGUCUGCUGUACAGCUGAAUCUUAAAAUAUCAUUGAAAAGUUCCUUUAUUUCAGUAACUCAGUUCAAAAACUGAAAGUCGCAUAGAUAUAUCAAGAGUAUGUUUCUGUUGAUUUUGAUGAUACAGAAAUAAUAUCGUACGACUGAUCCAAGGCCAUUUUUUCAGAUGAAAAUGCUUUUUUUCAUUUAAUUUGAAAUCCAAGCUGCUUAAAGUUCAAUUUUGUCAGUCUUACUUUGGGUUUUUAUUAAACCCAAAGUCAGAGCAGCUGUCUAUUAUGACAUUUUGGAGUGUUUUGGUCUUCUCUCUUUUUAGAUAUUCUUUUCACUUUCUAAAGUGGAUUGCUGAAAUAAAGUUUUAAAUAAUAUUCUACUGUGUGGAGAGGUGCAACUUCCAGUGUAAUUUGGCUAAAAUACUUUAAACAGAAACUAGAGUGACACGUUUCUGCCACCAGAGGUCUCCCAGGUACCUUUACACAGCUACAAAUUGGAGCCAAAAGAUAAAAAAUAGGACUUUUACUUAAACAAAGUCCCUGAUUCAACAAAACAACAAAUGUUGGCUUCUUUUUCCUAAAUCUAUCCACUUUCAGAUUCAUUUCUGAACAAGAUUUUCUGCAGGACAUAAUAUUGGCAACAAAUCCAGAUCAAAAGAGCGACUAUUCCAGUUAUUUAAUCUUUCAAGCCAUCAGUACCACUUUUUAAAAUAUUGUUCUAAAAUAAGAAA